AUGUCGCUCAGCUGGAUCCGGAUGUUUCUCGUCCUCCCCACUCUUGCAAUCUCGGCCGCAGCACUGCCACAUGAACGUCGAGAGGUCCCAGCCACUGCUGAGCCGAUUAUUACUCCUGUCGAGUGUCCUCACCAUAACCCUGAAGUCCAGGAUGGGUCAGUAUAUUCGGUAUUUCUACUUCAGUUGGCUAUUCAGAAUACUUAUUUGCCCACAAGGACUCUCGUCGCCCAGCUCUGGAGACAGAACUGUGACCUCGUGACAAAGUUUCUCAACAAUGCAUUCACUGCUGCCCAAGCGGCACAAACCUCCGAAGGGACUCUAGAGUCACUGCAAUACUAUUUCAUAGUCCGUAUUUAG
Molecule: messenger RNA, 357 nt
Organism: Fusarium odoratissimum NRRL 54006
Lineage: Eukaryota; Fungi; Ascomycota; Sordariomycetes; Hypocreales; Nectriaceae
Exons: 1
Coding region: 1-357 (118 amino acids)
Source: RefSeq, a predicted model, not a curated record